Molecule: messenger RNA, 453 nt
Organism: Arachis stenosperma
Lineage: Eukaryota; Viridiplantae; Streptophyta; Magnoliopsida; Fabales; Fabaceae
Exons: 1
Coding region: 1-453 (150 amino acids)
Source: RefSeq, a predicted model, not a curated record
AUGCAUUAUGGGCUUAUAGAACAACCUUCAAGACACCUAUUGGCAUGUCUCCAUACCAAUUGGGCUCUAAAGAUGUUGAACUUUGAUCAUCAAGCUGCUGGGGAAAGAAGAUUGCUACAACUCAAUGAGCUAGAAGAAUUCAGAUCUCAAGCUUAUGAAAAUGACAAAAUUUACAAGGAAAAAGCAAAGAGGUGGCAUGACCAAAAGCUAGCAAGAAGAGAGUUUGUAGAAGGUCAAAAAGUGUUGCUGUACAACUCAAGGCUCAAGUUCUUCCCAGGAAAGCUAAAGUCAAGAUGGUCUGGACCCUUCACAACUCUUAAGGUGUCUUCCUAUGGUCAUAUAGAGCUUAUGGAGGACAAGACACAGAGGACUUUUACUAUCAAUGGCCACAGACUUAAGCAUUAUUUGGGAAACUCAUUGGAUGGGCAAAGAGUGAGCUUUAACCUCAGCUAA